Molecule: messenger RNA, 1416 nt
Organism: Aspergillus tanneri
Lineage: Eukaryota; Fungi; Ascomycota; Eurotiomycetes; Eurotiales; Aspergillaceae
Exons: 3
Coding region: 1-1416 (471 amino acids)
Biological process (GO): maturation of LSU-rRNA from tricistronic rRNA transcript (SSU-rRNA, 5.8S rRNA, LSU-rRNA)
Cellular component (GO): nucleolus
Molecular function (GO): RNA binding
Source: RefSeq, a predicted model, not a curated record
AUGGCCCCUGGUAAGAAGGAUAAUAAGCGCAAGGCUGCCGUCGCCGCCGCUGCCGCCGACUCGCCCGCGAAGAAGACUAAGAAAGUGGAAGCCAAACCUACCGAGGCUGCUAAGGAUUCCCCGAAGUCGAUCUUGAAAAAGAACGAGGAGAAUGGAACUGCCGCAGAGAAGAAAUCCGCUUCGAAUGUAAAGCUUAACAGCGAGCCAGCGCGCCAGAUCAAGCCUCGCAAGCGUGCUGCCGAUUUCCUUAGUGACGACGAUAACAGUGAGCCCGAGGUGGAGGCAAAGGCAUCCAAGACCGAAUCGGAGAAGAAGUCGACUAACAAGAAGACCAAGAAAGAAGAUGGUACUGCUGCUCCGGCUGCGAAAACAAAGCCGGCCAAUGCCAAAGCCACUCCCAAGUCGAAGAAGCCGGAGGUUGUCGCCGAAGAGUCCGAUGAUGACGACGAAAAGUUCGCCGCCUCUGAAGCCUCCGAGUCUGACGAGGAGGAGGACGACCGGACUGUUGCGCUUAUCAAGGGCUUUGAGAGUAGUGGCGACGAGGAUGAGUCUGGCGAUGAAGGCUAUGAUCCUAGCCAGCCCAUCCCUAAGAUCCCUGAUUCGAAGAAAGCCAAGCGCAAGAUUUUGAAGAAGCAGAAGGAAGAGAAAGCGGGUAAAGCUGAUGAACCUGGCACUGUAUAUAUUGGACGUAUUCCCCACGGUUUCUACGAACACCAAAUGCGGGCAUACUUUUCGCAAUUUGGAGAAAUCACUCGUCUGCGUCUGUCGCGGAAUCGCAUCACCGGCCGCUCAAAGCAUUACGCUUUCGUGGAGUUUGAAUCGGCUUCUGUAGCGAAGAUCGUUGCGGCUACCAUGGAUAACUACCUGAUGUACGGCCAUAUUUUGAAGUGCAAAUACGUGCCGGCGGAACAGUUGCACCCGGAGGUCUGGAAGGGUGCCAACAGACGGUUCAAGCGCACUCCGUGGAACCGAAUCGAGAAGAAGCGCCUCGAGAAGGGCAAGACAAGGGACCAGUGGUCUGAGCGCAUUGAUCGGGAGCAGAAGAAGCGCCUUGCCAAGGCUGAGAAGCUGAAGGCUCUCGGAUACGAGCUCGAACUGCCGCAAUUGAUGAGUGUGAAUGAGGUCCCUGCUAAAGGGGGAAAUAAGGCCAUUGAAGCCCCUGAGGAGGCAGAAGAUAAUGAUCUCAAAGCUCUCGAGGCUCCUAAGGAGAUGAAAGCAGAGAAGAAGGCUAACGAUACCACAAACAAGUCCAAGAAGGAGAAGAAGGGAGGCCAGCCUGCAGCUGAGAAAGAUACCCCCAAAGAGGAUGGAGAAAAGGCGACCCCCAAGAAGGCGGCCAAUGAUGCCACUGCUUCGUCUACUGUGAACGGAGCAAAGGCCAAGAAGGCGAAAAGCAAGGUUAAGUCUAAGGUGUAG